This is a messenger RNA of Atta colombica, 1915 nucleotides long. RefSeq names its product nucleolar protein 9. Bases 84 to 1910 code for a protein of 608 amino acids. Gene Ontology annotation, molecular function: RNA binding. The transcript has 3 exons. Lineage: Eukaryota; Metazoa; Arthropoda; Insecta; Hymenoptera; Formicidae. Gene Ontology annotation, biological process: endonucleolytic cleavage in 5'-ETS of tricistronic rRNA transcript (SSU-rRNA, 5.8S rRNA, LSU-rRNA); ribosomal small subunit export from nucleus; endonucleolytic cleavage to generate mature 5'-end of SSU-rRNA from (SSU-rRNA, 5.8S rRNA, LSU-rRNA). Gene Ontology annotation, cellular component: preribosome, small subunit precursor; nucleolus; 90S preribosome. The record is from RefSeq and is a predicted model, not a curated record.
CAGGUUAUGGGAAGCUGGCAAAAAGCAGCUGGAAACAUAAGAGUCACGUAGACAACAAUAAAGAAGGAAGCAAUAAAGAAAGCAUGGCGGAAGCACAAGAGGUCGACAAAAAGAAACGAAAGAAGAAACGUUCUUACAUACAAAUGGCGAAGAAAGUUGCCCGUCAGAGAAACUUUGGCAAUGACCUGGACAAAGAUAUCUAUCUGUAUCUAAUUCGUAUUCUUGAGUUAAUACGUAAUGAUUCACCCUCGACCGAAGAGAAGACUAUGCUCGCACAAAACGUCUACCAGGAGAUAUCUGGUCGUGAGAUCGUAUGUGCCUGUAAUCAAGUUGGAUCUCGCAUCAUAGACUCUCUGCUGAAGUACGCUAACUUGGAAGCCAUUCAAAAGCUAACUCAGGCAUUGGAGUCUUCUCUGAGGCGAUUGAGCAGCGACAAAUUCGCCAGUCAUAUUUUACAGAGGAUAAUAAUAGUCUGUGCUGACAGAGGCAACAGAGACUCUGCGUCAAACGCAAAGAAUGCCGCUCGUAAUAAAACAAAUACGAAAUCAAAGAAUGCUGUUGAUACUGUUAUGGAUAUUGAGCCAUCUGAAGUGCAGUCUUACAACAAUAUUGUUCUAAAACUGAGCAAAUAUGUUCUCAAUAAUAGUGAGGAGUUUGUAUUUGACAUUUAUGCUAAUCAUGUUUUGCGAACAGUCAUAGAAUGUCUAGCAGGAUUAAUUGAGGAUCCUGGCGAAGGUAAUAAGAAGUCUGCCAUGCCGGAUCUCACAAAAAGACGUCCUGUAAUACAAGAAUAUAAAGACUUGCUGAUACAAAGUUGCGAUCGAUUGCAGAAAUGGCCACAAUUCUGUGAGUUUGGACGAGACCAAUUAACUUCCGGUUUAGUACAAUGUAUUUUGUAUUCUCUAAAAGAUAUUGAUUCAAAUUUAGUGAAAAUUAUCAUCAAAAAGAUUAGAACCAAAUGUUUUAAAACAGGAGAAGACAAGAAGUUACCAAACAUAUUUCAUUCAGAAUAUUCUAUCAGGAUACUGGAAGCGUGCCUGGUAGUGGCACAGCCGAAAACCUUCCAAAAAUUAUAUAAUACCUUUUUUGCUGAAAAUUUAGAAUAUUUGUGUUCAACGCAAAAUACCAAUUUCAGCGUGCAAAAGUUAUUAGAUUAUUGUGUUACUAAGGAAAUCUUUGAAGAAAUAUUUGACAAAAUAAUAGAAUACUUUCCAAAAAUUCUCAAACUUGGUUUUACCGGGAUAUUAGUCAGCGCGGGAAAUGCAUGCUUGAGAUUGCAGACAAAACAAGGUCCAUUUAUCAAUGCAAUGAUCGACGUAUUAAAAUGCGGCGCAUCCUCAGAAGAUCAAACGCAGCUUGUACGAUGUGUAAUAACUUUAAAAAAACCCUCUCAACUGAAGGUUCAAUCAAAUAAUUCACAAGUAUCUCCCCAUUUACAUGGAAGUUUAAUAAUACAAGCCAUAUUGAAGUUCAAUAAACCAAUCAAAGUUGUGAAUUCUUUGUUAGAAAUGAAUAACGAAGAGUUACUACAAUUAUUUGACGAUCCAAAAGGCAGUCGAAUCCUGGAUGCUUUCAUGGACAGCAAAUAUAUCGGCGAGAAGAGCAGAGAAAAAUUAUGCAAAAAGUUGCACGGCAUUUGGGAAGAAUUAGCUAAAAGUACACAUGGAUCUAGAUGCGUGGAUAAAAUAUGGGCAUGGGCACGCAUAAAUCAAAAAAUUCUUAUUAUGGAGGAGUUAGCUGCAGCUGGGCAAUCUUUAAGUUCUACGAAAUCAGGCAAGAUUAUUUCCAUGAAAUUAAAUGUCUCCUUGUUUGCGAGAGGUAAAAAGGAGUGGAUGCAAAUACAAGAGAAAGAUGAGAAGACUAAAGCAAUGUUUACAAAUAUUAUUGGAAAGACCUCUAAGGAAAAUUAAAUUUG